CCGUCCGGUCGGUUCGGGCACAAUUGUAUGAAGGAGUGCCACUGCUUGGACAGCUCCGAGAGAUGUGACAGUAUACUCGGCAGAUGUCGCUCGGGCUGCGCCAAGGGAUGGACUGGCUCGGACUGCCAGACACCUGUGCCGUGUUUCGCUAACCGCUACGGAUGGGAGUGUGGCCAGAUAUGCCAGUGUCAGAACCCUAAGCACUGUGACCGCUUCCUGGGGCCCAUGGAGCAGUGCCGAUGUCGGAACGGGUUCUUCAAUCCGCCCUUCUGUGAACCUGUGACGGCUCCUCGUUUUGUCUUCUUCGAGAACCAAAAGGUGAACCCGGGCCAACCGUCUCUCUUCAACUGUACAGUUGCGGCUUUCCCCACGCCGUAUGAGAGUGAAAUUCGGCUAUUGGGACCUGAAGGAAAGCGCAUCUCUCUCAAGUCGUCAGAGACUCUAGACAAAUAUUUAUACACAAGGACCAACAUAUUUCAUGUGAAUUACGUGAUGAAUGGCGAACGGUACACCUGCUCUGUCCAGGCAACGGCGGGAAGCAAUCAGCUGACCAUGAUGGCGGAAGUUUACGAACUUCCCCGCUUGAGCACCCCGCCCAAGUUGGCCCGACAUGGACGAGGCGCCCACAACAUGACGCUGGUGUGGCCGGCGUGGGACGACACGGCGGGGGACACGGGGGAGGGGCCCAUCCUGUGGUACUCUGUCCACGUGAGGCACGAAAGAGAUACUGUGUACACGCUGGCAGCGCAGCACUACCACACCAACUGCCAGAGCACGUGUGAUUACACCAUCAAGAACCUGAAGCCAAACUCCAAGUACGCCAUCUACGUAUCCACCAGGAGGGUGGGGGAGGGCGGGGACGGUCCUCCAGGGCCCAUCAUACACGUGCGGACCAAGUGUGAUGAACCUCAGAUGCCUCCCGAUCUGAAGGACAUCAAGGCUGAGCUGCAGUUCAACAAGACUUACCCCAAGACGCGAAUCAUUGUGCAGUGGGAGGAUCCAAAACCAGCUACCAUCAACUGCAACAGGAUUCAGAAAUACAUGUUGUACCUCAGCACAGAGGAAACGCCGGGAGGUACCACUCGUGACGUGAAGACGCUAGAGGUAUCUGGAAGCAGAAGUAAAACCAUCUCAGUGCCUAAUCUGGUGCCUUUCACGCAGUACUGUGUCGUCAUGGCGUUUGAGAACGACGCCGGACGGAAAAGUCCGGAAUCAAAGCCUGAGUGUGUCGUCACGCCACAAACAACCCCGGGAGCCCCAGAAAACUUUGAGGUGCGGGACGUCGGAAGUAACAAAGCCACGUUGAUAUGGCAACAACCAUCGCUUAGCUACGGUCAGGUGACGCAUUACCUGAUUCUUUAUUGGGAGGGCGAGGACGAGACGGCCAAAGGGUCGGAAUGGAACCCUCGCGGACAGACAGAGGCAGUGUACACGUUGUCCGGGCUGAAGGCUAGCACGUACUACAGAGUGGAGGUCCAGGCUGUCAACGGUGCCGGUCCGGGAACUCCCACCAGAACACAGGCGUUCAGCACUCUGGAAGGAGUGCCCGGCGAGGUGGGCCAGCUGAGGAACAUCUCCCGCACCGCCUCCCGGGUGGGUCUGAGGUGGGAACCUCCGGAGGAACAGAACGGCGAGCUGGUCAACUACGUGGUGGAGUGUGGGGUGAUCCAGUCCCUUUCCAACGGCCUUGAACCCCCGGCCACGCCCACCCCCAUGCUCCUCCCCCCGGAUGUCCUGGAGGUGACGGUGAAGACCCUCCUGCCGGCCACAGAGUACCUGUGUUCUGUCAGCGCACGCACACAGAAGGGAGACGGCUCUAAGACUGAGAUCAAAGUCUGGACCAGUGCCGAAGUGCUGAGUCCGCCACUGCCCCCUGAGAUUGCCAAGGUAACUGAGAACACUGUGACAUUGAAACUUCAAGAAUCCAACGACAGAACUAUCAGCCAUUACCGCAUCGUGGUUGAAAAACUGGACAGCAAGGACACCCGCAAAAAACGCAGAGCUCCAAAUUACAUCACCGAGCUGUCACGUGACUUCGUCUCCGCCAGUAAGACCGGGGAGAAGGCUUACGUCACAGCUCAAUUCCCGCCCCAUCGGCUUCGCGGAACAUUCACUGUGGGAGACAACAGGACCUAUGACGGCUACUUCAACGGGCCCUUACAGCAGGAUCAGAAGUAUAACCUGUGGCUAGGCGCUUUCUCCAACGUGGAUGGGAAACAACAGCAUGCCUUUGUCAAGGCGGACCGCCCUAUUGUCGCUCGCUCUGUCGCCGCAGCUUCACCCACCAGCUCAGUGCCCAUCAUAGUCGCGUGUAUCAUUGUCUUCCUCCUUGUUAUCGCCAUCUUCGUUGUACUUUUCCUCAUUUGGAGGCGACGCCAUAUUGCGGAGGAGCGAGAGAAGGCGGACAUGCCGUCUUUCGGUCCCACAAUCCUACCGGAACCAGAAACCUCCACGCCCCCAACGCCGAUAGCUGUUGCCCGCGGGAAUCACUGCUACCUGUGAGGUGGCGAGGAAGAACGAGAACAAGUUGAAAAACAGAUAUGGCAACAUCAUAGCUUACGAUCAUUCAAGGGUUGUCCUUGACCCUGAGGACGAUGACGAACACGACGACUACAUCAAUGCUAAUUAUAUAGACAAAAAGUGUGAGCAAUACUGGCCUGAGGAGGGCUGUGAGCAGUACGGGAACAUCUCUGUACAGUUGCUGGACACUGACGUCAUGCCGGACUUCACAGUCAGGACUUUCCUCAUCAGCAAGGGUGGCCAGUCAAAGUACGUGAAACAGUUUCAUUACACCACCUGGCCGGACCAUGGUGUGCCCAGAUUUGGCCACUCAUUACUGCUGUUCCGUCAGAAAAUCCGGGCAUAUGAUUCCUUGGACAAUGGCACAGUCGUAAUACACUGCAGCGCUGGCGUUGGACGCACUGGCACUUACAUAUCCGUGGACACACAGCUGGAGAGGGCUAAGUCUGAGGGAAUCAUUGACGUGCACAACUUUGUCCAGCACAUGCGCACACAGAGGGUCAACAUGGUGCAGACGCUGAGCUACUGCCAGAAGGACCAGCUCCUGGUGACUCAGAUGCCCCUGCCCAACACAGUGGUAGACUUCUGGCGUCUCGUCUACGACCACGGCUCUUACUGUAUCGUCAUGCUCAACGAGGUGGAGACCAAUGAUGAUACUUGUGAGCAGUAUUGGAGCGAGGAGCCGGACGGUGCAGAGUACGGCCCUUUUCAGGUGGAGACCACGUCUGAGAUCAAGUCCAACCCCAUCGUCACAGUGAGAGAUUUCACAGUAACUAACACACAAGUGCCCGGCAAUGCCGCUAGACAGGUCCGCCAGUUCCACUUCCACCGCUGGCAAGAAGGUUCAGCCACACCCAGUUCCCAGAGGGCUUUGCUGGAGCUUGUCGAUAUGGUCAACACUUGGCUGCAGACGCAAGACGGACCAAUCACAGUGCAUUGCAUGAACGGCGCCAGUCGCAGUGGAUUGUUCUGUGCGGCCCUGACCAUCCUUGAGCGUGUGCAGAAGGAGAAGGAAGUCGACGUUUUCCAGGCUGUCAAACAACUCCGACUAAACAGGACUCAACUGAUUGACAACAUGGAGCAGUACCGCUUCUGCCAUGAGCUCGUUAUGGAGUCUUUGUCCAACCCUGAUGCUAUCUCAUCGUCAUGACAACGGCCUUGACAAGCAUCAUCUACGUCAUUAGUCUUCCUUCAUACGAGUCCACUUUGAGCCUGUUUUUUGGAGCAAGCUGAGGAGUGAGUUACUGAAUGCUGAUCAUGGCCACUCCUUUGACACAUUAAGACUGACAGAGAAAGGAAAAAUUGAAAGUGUAAUUGUAAAUCAAGUGCUUCGUUGUGCUAAAUUGGGUGCUUUCGCAUUUCUGUAAAGAUUUGUUUACCGUGUAAAUGGUUCUUUACUUGUUGAAGUGGAAUUGAUCUUCUUUUUAAGUUCUUAUUUGUCUCUGUUUUUUGGUGGGGGUUUUUUUUUUUGCUUUGUUCUUUUUGUGGAUUUUGCUUGCUCUGACACUUGAUGCUAAUGUUCAUGCUUUCAUGUUUAUAUGACCUCUCAGGCUGACAAAGUUGAAGUUUUUCUAAACCUUUUUUUACAAAUAUUUUUUCCUUGUUGUCCUCAUGUCCUGUAGACACUUUUGAUACUUCCCCUGCACCUUCAGUACCUUUCACAGAUAAAUUGCUUGAUAAAAGAUCGUUCAAGAAGCUUUUUUUCCAGUUACCAGUCUGCCUUCUACUUGCUUUGUGUCCAUGUCUAGCAUAAAGACAUCUGACUCACAGUUGAAAAGUCGUGGGUGCAAUUUCUAACUGAGCUGGAUAUGGUACUACAUCCUUAGAAAAAACACCCUAUCCUAUUUUUUUCAAUUCACUUGGCUGUAAACUGGUACUUAGCCUUGAGCUAAGAUGAAAUAUGUGAAUAAUAGUUAUAUGUGCUUAGCUGGCUGCCUUGCUGUAUGUCAUACCCAGGGGACUAAGACAGGUAACUGAGUGGACUGGUCCUCAUUAGGGGAGUUAUGAUGAAGUUAUGCAAGCCUUCUGCCAGGGUGAAAAUACAUAACAAAAUGUGUAACAACUUAAGCUAUUCAUCUUUGGAAAUCUUAUUGUAUAAGUUAAAGAUGGAAGAUUUCACACCCUAGAGAGAAGGGCGCACAUUUCCCAGAGCCAGCAAUAGGACUAUAAACUUGCCUGAGCUCCUGCAUAUUAGCGUUAUGCAUGCUGGAGAGCUGUUAAAUUCUAAUGGAAUAUGUGAGGCAGCAUGGUGGAAUCAGGCUCUCAUCGAAAUAAUCAAAGUGAAGAAACUUGCAUUU
Aplysia californica (California sea hare) is the source of this 4817-nucleotide messenger RNA. Its product is annotated as receptor-type tyrosine-protein phosphatase alpha. Gene Ontology annotation, molecular function: protein tyrosine phosphatase activity; protein binding. NCBI's taxonomy places the organism in Eukaryota, Metazoa, Mollusca, Gastropoda, Aplysiida, Aplysiidae. Gene Ontology annotation, biological process: protein dephosphorylation. The record is from RefSeq and is a predicted model, not a curated record.